Messenger RNA from Porites evermanni, 11667 nucleotides. Lineage: Eukaryota; Metazoa; Cnidaria; Anthozoa; Scleractinia; Poritidae. The record is from the annotation of a GenBank genome assembly.
UUUUCACCAUCUGUAGAUUCACAGGAUAUUCAGGUGGUUUCAUCUGCUUUUGUGACUACAUACACCAAGGAAUAUACGGGAACCUUUGGACAACCUGCUCCAAACGCAAGGUACCACGUCCACACAGUCCUUUUGGCACGAGAAAAACGCGCGAGAAAAUCCUGCGUGUAAAGAUACGCGCGCAAGUGCGCAAGGAGGUGUUUGUCACAGGCGUUCAGCUGGAAAUCGCGGAAACUUUCAACUCUUUCAAUGCUACGUUGCUUCACAGCCAGGCAGAGUUUUUUUUUUAAUAAUUAUUUCUUUUUAGCGGGGAAAUUUUACUUUGAAAACACAACAUCGUUUAUUCAAAGACAUCGCUCCAAAAUAAAAAAAAACUUUUUCCGUGUUCAUGAUUGCUUCGGAUCCUACCCCUCCCUAGACAAAUAUUUUGUCCAACAGAUUCACCAGGACUUGCACCUACCCCUCCCCUAAUACGACAUUUUUCCCUAAGGGAGACGUUGGUGUUAGGGGAGGUGUAAAGGCUAUGAUCCAGGCCAUACUGAGUGAAAAUGUCUACUGGGGAGGGUUUUCUUCCGUUAAGCUUUGUUUUCAUUAACAUUACAUUGUAUUGUGCCUCUUCAGAGUACGAACAUCCCGCUUUUAUCCACCUGGACAACCAGCCGUGAACUCUACUUACAGGACCCAUUAUCCGAGUCAUCAUAGUAAGCCUCGGAUAAAGGUGCCUUUUGGCACUUCCUCAGGAUAUCGGAACAACAACCCUCAUCCUCACAACAUGGAAAAAGUGUUCAACCAUCCAGCAAAAGUAAGUCAAAACUUAAUCCGUUUUGACAAGAGAGGAAAAAGUAACAUUUUCUUUUGGUGUUGAUAAGCAAUGCUCGACUCAAUUUUUUGUUCGUGACGACAAGAGAGCUUUAUCCUCUCUUGGUUUCGAUUUUUCAUUUUUUCCUCCUUGGCCUCGUUGCAUUAAAAGUCGGCUUUUAAAAGAUUACGGGGGCUUCGAAACAGAAGGUUUUUCUUCCAAGACCGUGCUGGUCAAAGUUGGGUUUAAGAAUUGAAAACCCAGGUUUAGUGCGAAAUUUGAGUUCAGAUAUGAAAGCUUAAAAAGCAAAUUUAGUGUCAGUGAUUCCUUUGUCUUGAUGAUUGGAUGCUCUAAAAAGAAUAGAGACAAUUAUCCUAGAAAAGGCCUUUGGACACAGAGAAAGAAAACCGAAUCCCAAUUUAACCCCCGGGUUAGCGCUAAAAGCGCGGCCUUUGAACAACUGGGCCAAGACAGUACCUACCGUUUUAUGCAACCGAGCCUUGACUCCGCAUUGAAAAGCAGCUUUUUCCAGUCCUACAGCUGUUAACGUGUAAUCAAACAGAUUUUCAUCCGCUACGUCACAUCAACACUUACUAAUUCUAGCGAGCAGAAAUUGUCAAAACAGCUUUUACAGCAACGGUUACCAACUGACCAAUUUGCCUCUCUUCUUAGGACUAUUUCGUAUGGUCUCAUUACCAGAAGUUACCUCCAGUGGGCCGUCAAACACAUACCCUAGAAGGAUCCAACAGCUCCGAGCUCCUUAAGCUAGUGUGCCAAGAUAAGACACGGUCCAUUUAUCAACAGGAUUAUGUUCUUCCUGUCCAAGGUGAGUAGUGUGUGUAUAUGUUCUUCAGUUCUUUCUCACGCGUGGAUAUAAAGUCUAUAAACUUCCUAUCUGAGGUGACUGAAAAAAAAGUAUUGAAAUGCGUGACCCUCAGUUAUGUCAGUUAUAAUUGCCUCUGGUUAUAGAUAUCGCAACUUACACAUUAUAUUUUUCAUAACAACGUUUAAUACGGGGACAGGCAACUGAUAAGGGGAAAGAAAUGAAAUAAAAUGAAAAUAGAGCCACAUCUUUAUUAAGCGCUUAAUCAAUGGUUUCAUGAAAGAAAUGUGAAUAAUGGCAAUGUACAGGCAAUGUAUGAUAAAUGUUUUAACCACCUUAGAACUAACGCUUUUUUUCUUUCCUUUUUUUAUUUGUUACCAGACGUACCCAUGUCAAGUCACAGCGGAGCCAAUGGUAUAUUACAUCUUCAAAGAUGACAACGAUAUUUUUAUACUUUUUUAAUGAGCUCGUGCAACUUAGUUGUAGGACAAAAUGUAAAAAGUAAUAUUUUCUUUUGCUGUUGAUGAGCAAUACCCGACUCAAUUUUUUGUUCGUGACAUAAGAAUAAGCAAACAAGAAUCUUUGCUUUUAAAACGGUGGCAAUUUUUUCAAAAGCAAAGUCAGCAAUAUGAAAUGCGUUGAGAGCUCAAAUCAUAUAUGGACCGGGUUAGAAAGCGCGGAAAAACUGGAUAAGCAACCGUGAGUCCGUGACCGCUAGUCUGCUUCACCGGACCGCGAUUCACAGCCGUUUUAAGUGUCGUCACGCAACGCUCCUCCCCACGCUAAAACGGCUACAAAAGUAACAAAGUAAACUCUGUAACUCAGUGAGGUGCAUUAAUUUCAGCACUGAAUACGAAGUCUGUAAAUGAAUCGUGUAUUGCACUUGUUGAAUGAUAAUUAUAUCCUGACGCCAGUAAAGUAGUUUAUACAGAGACUUAAUUGGUUUGCACACGUAAUCUCGUCUUUUGUGUGCAAGUACACAUUUCAAGCGUUUGAAGAGUACUGUGCAAACAACACGCCAAAUACAUUGUUUUUUGUUCCCCAGGGUGAGAAGCAAUAAAGUCAAUAAACUUGUAAAUAUUGGUUUAACUCUGUUUGCCUUUUUCUUAAAGGAAUUGCCAAAUAAUGCACAUGUUAAGUGGACGUUUGCGCGCGGGUCCACUGCGCUCUGAAUUUUGAAAUCUUCUGAGUUUGCUUACAUUUUAUCCUGAAUUCUCCAGCCUUAAUGAGGGAUUCAGAUGAAUUUGAGUUAGAAAGCCUUGUUUUUUUGUUGUUGUUGUUGUUGUUAGUUUAGUCUUGAGACAGACAUAACUAAUUUUAUUUACACAUUUGACAGUGAAAAAUUUUGCGUUUAGUGUUAAUUUUUCACUCACUGAGACUCAAUCAUUAAAACGAGUUAUGUGUGGUUGUAAACUUGUGAUCAUUCUGAGGAAACUUUUAAAGAAGGUCCUUUAACAUUCUACUUUUGAGUAAAGUUUCUUUAUUGGGAAAAGAAGGGUCCCUGAAUUGACUUUUUCAAACAGAUCGGAACGACGCACAUCUUUUGUUGGAUAAGUGAAAAGAUCAUUAGAUAACCAAUCAGAGUUACACGUUUAUCAGGGGAAUUAGCCGUUUGUUCUAGGAAACCGUGGAAACGACGACAAUGAAACGAUAAACGUAAGCUACCUGCUACGUGCCUCAAAAAUACCGGUAUUUGAAAUUCAGGUGAGCGAGUUUUGCUUUAAAAGAGUUUGACUUUUGUUGAUCCUGUUUUCCCUAACAGCGUAUUUUGUAGUAGUGUUCUUUGAUUAGCGACAUCUAAGCAUAACGCUAACACUGAAAACAAAGGCUUGAUAUUGUACAUACUGGAUUGAAGUGAUAACAACUUCUUAAAUAAGUCGAAAACAAGUUAACACUUCUUAUAUUGUAUUACUUAACUUGUAAAGUAUUUUCACGAGAAAACUGAGCAACGUUAGUAACUUUCUUUGGAUCUCUUCUUGUUCUUUAAAACUGGCUUACUAAAAAGGUUUUUGGAUGCGAACCUCUAGGACUUCCCAUGCUUCACCAAAACAUUAUAGUCGUUACAUCUAAUAUCACAGCAAGAAGCAGGGGCACCCAACGAGAAUAUAGUUCAAAACCACAUAAACAUAGCAUUGUUGAACGUACUUUAGUAUUUAAACGGUAGAUGAAGGCUUAUUUUUAUCCCCUAAAAAUUUUUCAUCUGUUCGGAUUUCCUAGCUGAAAGUAUAGUGAUCCGAAAAUUAUAGGGAUCAAAAUUUACCUUUUGGAAAAUUUCAGCCAGAAAAAAGGCUCCCGAAAAUUCUAGGUGACCUUUUUAGGGGAAAAAUCCGUUAAAAAUGGGCAAUUAUACGAUUUUUUUGAAGUUCGAAAAUCCUAGGAGAGGCAGGCAAGCAAGAAAUUUUUUAGAAAAUGAUCCGAAAAUUCUGGACCUCGAAUCGUCUUCCGAACAGAUAAUUUUCCGAAAAAUUGUCGUUGGGUGCCCCUGAAGAAGUUAUUGAUUCUAUAUGCUUUUACAUAUGUACAGCAGUUUAUUAGUUGCAGAAGUAAAUUUACAAUUUGAUUCAUCUCUGAUCAGGAUCAUGAAUGUUUUAUUCACUAGAUGGACUCUUGAACAAGGAAGUUGAUUGUUGGAAACAGUUUGGAUUGCUUGCUGUGUACAGUACCAUGUGACAUGCCUUUUCAAGGCGGGAGAUAUCUACCUCCUAUAGGUAAAUAACUGACUUACUAUAUAUAUGUAUAAUUCUAUAACUAACGUACACACUGUAUGCGAACUCAGAUGUGACUCUUCGGCAUCUACAUGUAAAUACUUGAAAUAUAUUUAUGUUUAUGAUACUUUUAAUAAUCUCUUGAUAAUCUGAAAUUGUGCCAAAGAACUAAACUUUAUGGCUUGACACGCCGAAAAGUCUUUUUUCAAACCGAAAAUAACACCUUCCAGCGCGUGGGAGUCUAGCCGUUUUGAAAUGAAUAAUUAUGCGGUGAGAUGGAAUCUGGCGCAUUUUGGGACACAAUUUUGAGAAAUGUUACAGUGUGUACACUGACCUCGUCGCGUCUGGAUGAUUUUUCCAAUAUAGUUACUUUUGUACUGUAAUGAUAACAAUAUUUUUAGGGGGAGGCUGGGCAUUUUGGGGGGAAGUUUCUACCCCUCAAAUACCCUAGAUGGAACCCUAGUGUUGAACCGUACAACUAGCUGAAGGUUUUCUCAGUUUUUACUGUGAAUGGGCUAGGUUUAGGUUUUGAAUGAAUAAAACUUUAGCGCCUAACGUUCAAGAGCCAUUUUGAAGUAACAGGGGUUGCCUGUACGCUAACACUGAAAACAAAGGCUUGAUAUUGUACAUACUGGAUUGAAGUGAUAACAACUUCUUAAAUAAGUCGAAAACAAGUUAACACUUCUUAUAUUGUAUACUUAACUUGUAAAGUAUUUUUCACGAGAAAACUGAGCAACGUUAGUAACUUUCUUUGGAUCUCUUCUUAUUCUUUAAAACUGGCUUGCUAAGAAAGGUUUUUGGAUGCGAACCUUUAGGACUUCCCAUGCUUCACCAAAACAUUAUAGUCGUUACAUCUAAUAUCACGGCAAGAAGUUAUUGAUUCUAUAUGCUUUUACAUAUGUAUAGCAGUUUAUUAGUUGCAGAAGUAAAUGUACAAUUUGAUUCAUGAAUGUUUUAUUCACUAGAUGGACUCUUGAACCAGGAAGUUGAUUGUUGGAAACAGUUUGGAUUGCUUGCUGUGUACAGUACCAUGUGACAUGCCUUUUCAAGGCGGGAGAUAUCUACCUCCUAUAGGUAAAUAACUGACUUACCAUAUAUAUGUAUAAUUCUAUAACUAACGUACACACUGUAUGCGAACUCAGAUGUGACUCUUCGGCAUCUACAUGUAAAUACUUGAAAUAUAUUUAUGUUUAUGUUACUUUUAAUAAUCUCUUGAUAAUCUGAAAUUGUGCCAAAGAACUGAACUUUAUGGGUUUACACGCCGAAAAGUCUUUUUUCAAACCGAAAAUAAUACCUUCCAGCACGUGGGAGUCUAGCUGAUUUGAAAUGAAUAAUUAUGCGGUGAGAUGGAAUCUGGUGCAUUUUGAGACACAAUUUUGAGAUGUUACAGUGUGUACACUGACCUCGUCGCGUCUGGAUGAUUUUUCCAAUAUAGUUACUUUUGUACUGUAAUGAUAACAAUAUUUUUAGGGGGAGGCUGGGCAGUUUGAGGGGAAGUUUCUACCCCUCAAAUACCCUAGGUAGAACCCUGGUGUUGAACCGUACAACUAGCUGAAGGUUUUCUCAGUUUUUACUGUGAAUGGGCUAGGUUUAGGUUUUGAAUGAAUAAAACUUUAGCGCCUAACGUUCAAGAGCCAUUUUGAAGUAACAGGGGUUGCCUGUACGAAGUGGUCGAUAACAACCUCGUUCCCAGUAUGGGCGUUUCCCCUCUAAUUUGGGGAAAAACGAGGUUGCGGUUUAUCGAUGAAGCACACGCUGAACGGUUGACUUUGAUCAAAUAGUAAUGUUACAUAAUACUAAGGCGUUGUUUUCUCAGGCCUUGGUUACUUUUCUUUUGUAGCGACUCCCAUACUAUCAACAUACCAAAAGGACUUCAUCGGCCAGUCUGUGACUCCACAGAAAUCAUUCAAACACAGGUCAACUGGUAACCUGCGUGAGUAUUUCAAUACCCUCUCACGUUUUUCAAGUCGAUGGAUAUGUCACAUUAUAUUGCAAAUAAAUUGUCGGUCAAUUACUCAUUUUCUAGCCGGCUAGGUAGGGUUGAUAGUCUGCUCUGCCAAAGAAUAUCCAAAGAUAACCAAAGGGUCUUUUUUGGAGGUAAACUAAAUUGGGGGUUUUUGCGAUAACGUCUUUUCGGCACGUAAUGCAUAGUAGAAAAGAAAACAAAUGAGAACGAAGAAACAGACUAAACAAAAACGCAAAGCAAAACUAUCAAUGAUGAUGAUGAUGAUGACGAUGAUUAUGAUGAGAAACUAUUGCAAAAUAUAAAUACGUUUCAGUUAAGUAUAUACUAUAUUUGCUAUCGCUUUUCAGCUCCAAUAAACUACUCGCGACAUCGUACAGUAAGUACAGAGAGUAAAUACAGUACAGAGUUUCAAGGAUCGUUUGGACCACCUGCUCCCAGCGCCAAGUAAGUCACAUUGUGCUUGCCAAAUCACAUGUUGAGCUACACUGAGCUCUAUUUCAAAACACCAAUACCCUAGCAGUCACUUCGUCACUACACUGUGUAAGAACAUGGUAGGUUUUGAUUAGCUAAAUGUUCAAGGAGUCUCUGAAGGGCUUAGAGCUCUGUCCUCGGUUGUUUUAACGUUGGAUAGCGGUAUUUAUAUAUGUAAUAGCGUAAUUUGUAGUAGUAUUUGGCCUAAAUACCACCAGUGAUAUUUCGAAAUUGUUAUACGUAAUUUGACAAUUUUGAAAAUUCACGAGUGGUAUUUAUGCCAGAUAUCACGUACAAAUCAUGUACUAGGAAGGCCAGUUGUGUUAUAUAUCGGAUUAAGAUUUAUCCAGUGGAAAGAGUAAUCCACCUUUAGAACAACUUGGGCCUGAAGGUAAGCAGUACUUGGGCCUGUAAUCAGAUGUUACGACUCUCCUUGUUAUUUUUUCACAUAUUUCAAAUGCAAAAUUCUCGGGAACGAAAAUUCGCCACUCCAAAACCAGGGGAAGAAUGGGUACAAGGUCCCGGCGCAAAGAUUUGUGGGAUCGUUCUGUUAAAUAAGCGUUAGUUGUUGUCUAGAUAAUGGUUGCCUAGGAUACAAACUACCAAUUCUAACAAACGCUUGUCCACCCAAAGAUCCCACAAAUCGCUGCGCUUACAGCUUGUGCCCAUUCUCUUUACAGUUAAUGGAAUUUCUAAUACUCUGUAAAAUCGCGUUAACUGGAAAUAAAACUAGCCUCUUCCAGGCGUUCAGAGGGGACGUCGCAGAGAAAUGUGGGCUAGAAAAAACAGCCAUUCUCCACUUUUGAACGCCUGAGGAGGCUAUGGUAAAACAUGCCUUCUGUUUAUCGGUAAAAUUAGCUCUUUUUGAUUAUUUUGCUUAGAGCUUUUUCCCCUAGUUUUUUUCCCCUUUAUAACGUUUUCUACUUAGUUAUUUCAUAAAAUGUGCGUCUAUUAUUAGUUUUAAUAACCAGUGCUGAGCGGUCCCCGGCUUUAUCUGGGUGGUCGUGGGCGGGAAAAAUAUCAUUGUAUAUGGUAAACCUUUACAGGCGACCUUGGACAAAACUAAUGAUUUAUUUUUCUGAAUGCAUUUCUUUCAGACCUCUUCCAUACGAAUAUCCAUCAAAGGACCCAUUUGGAACAUCGACGUACAGGGCAAAUUUCAGAAAGAGCAAUGACCCAAAACAAGGGACCCUUCCCACGUCCCCGCUGCGGAAAAAUAACCCCCACCCCCAGAGUAUGACAAACGCCUUUAAUUUCCCGAAUAGGGUGAGCAUCUCUUCUCGAUAUGACGUCAUGAUAUUAUUUGUUCUUUGAAUUGUUCGAAGUACUGGGCAGUGGCGAUUGUGGAAAUGAUAAGCAAAUGAGGUGGACUUGAGCAAUACCUACACCACAACACAAUACCUGAUCAAGAAUGAUUUCCGCGACGACAGUAACUCUACUUUCGUUCAGUGGCCCUCUCAUAUUCUGAUAUAACAGAGGUGCUUCUCUACGCUAACAUUAAAUUAAAACCAGAGAUGCAAGACUGAUUCUACGUAAAAACGUUAACUUUGUAAUACAUCAAAAUACGAUCUCAGAAGGCAGAACUCAACAUAGCUAGCAGGGCUAGUUGUUUCGUUUUUAUGAGAACUUGUCAUAACUGCAUACGUUCAUGAGCACCAUUUUCGGUCGCCGUCUUAUCCUCUUUUUAUUCUUAUUCCAUGAUCUUGUAAAUCGUUUUUUUUGUGUGUAAUGGUAUUGAGACAGUGAAAGAGAAUUAGUUCUAGUUGCUUUAUCUUUUUCAGGGUUACUGGGUGUGGCCACACAGACUUCAACCAAUCCAUUUUCAAUGACUGAACAAGAAACCAAAGACAACAAGGAGGAAACAAUAAACCGCUUAGUUUAGAGAAACGUCAUGUAAAAUAUUUAGAGUUUCACACUCCUGUUCUUGAAGUUUUUGUAUGAUUCAAUCAAAUACAAAAUACUGAUGUAACUUUUAACUUGAAGUUAUUGAGUGCCUUUACGUCAUCACGUCUUGCUACUACUCUUACAAACUCAGUUGUGACAUUCACAAAAGCAAAAACCAACAACCUAUCUGGAUAAAAUGAACCUGAGACAUUAUUUUCUUUCUUUGACAGUUACUGUGCUUGUCCUUAUUUCAAAACAUUUCCAUUAACAUUUAUCUUUGAUUGCGGGUGCUUAGAGAUGAAACUGGACAACAGAUUAAUCACGAUUGAAAGCUUUUCUAGAAGUGAUUCUAACAGUUCUCUGCAGAAAACUCAACAUGGUCAAAUGAAUCGUGCCUAACAUCAAAGAUAAUCAUUGCCAAAAGCCAAACAGACUAGGGCGAAACUUUAAGAAACCAAACAGCUUACAAGGCGAACUAACAUGGAAAUUGCAUGGUGAAAUUUAUGAAAGAGCUAAAGAUUCGUUGUAUAGAACCGUGGAAGUUUGUUGUAGAAAAUAUAUGUCACUAACGUAUCACCUGAAAUUCUGUUUAAAACAGUUUUUAUUGAACGACUGUGCACCGUAUAGUGUUAUUACCCACGCACCACAUACUCCCAUGUUAUACAAUGCGAUCCACUCUUACAAGGAUCAAAAGAUGUCGAGUAUAGCCAUAUUUUCAAGCCACUUACAAGGCUUACAAAGACCAUCCUUGACUCCACCUCAGUGAGGAACACUUGAGAAAGUUGUUGACCGUUCUUAGGGAUAAAUAGUAAUCGCCUUUUUGAGUUUUACCGAAGCUGUUUAAGGAGCCGGUUUUUGAAACGAAGCGUACGUUAUGUCAUCCUAAAACUCCUUGACAAACAAGUCUAUACCUUAAUUUGAGCGAGGUCUCCUUAAGUAAAGUGCGAAUUUAGAAAGGAAUUUGCGUAUACAACUCGGCUACUCGGCUCACUAUGGCUGUGUCCACACUUGGUGCCCGGUAGUGGUGUCUUCGUAGGGUACUCCUUGCUCACUGUAAUGUGAACACACCGUUUUUACAAGUACCCAAUACAAACUUCGGGCACGAUGCCGGUCCCCAAGUACAAUAAGGUCAAGAACUUGUACUCGAGCAGUGAAGUGGGCACCGUGGUGGACUCCCUGUGUGCACUUGUCUUCGCUAGUUCCGAAGCAAUCCACUUCUUUUCACAGCCUUUACUUCCUGCUAAGUUUACAUUUUAAAACGACGCCUUACAGGACGAAAUGGAGCGCGUGAAAUAUAUCCAGCUGUACUGAUUUUUUAAAACGUUACCACCAAGUGCAUAUAUCCCUAAUGCAGCCAAUAUAAAAACCAAGAGUGCAACCUUUGCUUUUUCUUCUCGUCUCCUCUUUUUUUACUUUUUUUAUAUUUUUUCUGCCUUCUUUUUCCUUCGAUAUUGACCGAGAUUUUCGAGCUUAUCGGGCACAUAAAUCCUGCCUUUUGACUAGCCCUUUUCCACUCCAAUGGCUGCAAAUUUCUCUUGGUGCGUUUUCAAACUUAAAUUCCGGCUUGAUAUACAAGUUUACAUUUGUUUGAGAAUAUAGACUAACUGGACAGGACAUGGCCAUAUUAAACAAAAAGUUUGGAAAGACGGAGGUCUCUCAGUAAAACUUCUAGCUAACAAAAACUUUAAGAAACUAUUAAAAGGAUUUACAAACCUUAGUUAAUACCUCUUAGUUUUUGUUGAACUUUCUGUUGGGUUAUGACGAUCGCAUUCGGUGUUGGUAAAGUAUUACUUCUUGGUCGGAAGCGAUUUUUUUUUAGUUUAGGUGGUAGUAUACGGUGCUUUAUUUGAUUGGUUAGAAGCUUAAUACGGAUUGCAAUUAUGUUAACCAUAUCCCGUCAACGUGGGGUGUCGGAUUGUUCACUUCUAAUGUAUACCCAAGGCCGGAAACGAAAAGAAAGUGUAAAUCCCCAAAGUUAAAGCAAUAAAUCACGGCAAAACAUUUUCCAUUGCGCGUAUUUUCUUGUUUAUACUAACCGUGACUCAUAAUUGCCAAACUGCUGAAACCGUGAAGAGUGUUUGUGUAACCAGAACACUUUAAUCUGUAUGCUAAUAAACUGCACGUUUCUCAAAGAACUGUUAAAAACAUAAAGUACAGCGCAAACAACCUCACAACAUUCAUUAUCACCUUGUAAACAAGUUGUUUGCUACUUCAUUAACGACUCAAAAAAUUCAGCUACGAACUGAGUACCGCGUAUAUCAAAAUAUUUCGACAAUCGACUUGUUAGCAAUGAAGCCGACAAAAGCUGUCAUUUUGUAAAAUAUCUAAUUACGUUUAGCUAAGCCCAAGCUGAAAUCCUUUUUUGCUGAUGUCUACUAAAAGAGUUAACAGACCGUAAGAGAAGCUAAUUUACUCCUUUUCAGAAAGCGUUAAUCCCUCAAACAAUGACCCUCACAGAUGUCUUUAUCGGUUAAACAAAUACUUAGACUAAGUACCAUAAACUCAAUGAUUAAGUCCGAGGUUAUAUGGAGCGAGACUAUAUGUAUUGCAAAAGACUGUAAAAUUUGUCAAAUUGUGUAAGUCAGGCCGAUAAAUGUAACGCCGAUUUCUUACUAGCCCUUGCAAGUUCGUCAAAGAAGCCUUUCGCUUAUAUAACAGAGUACCUUUGUCAACAGCCGGUCUCAUUUUAAGAAAACUUUUGCUUGGGGUUAUUUUUUUUACUCCUAACUUUUAAAAAUGCGGGAAACUUUGUACCAAAUCAAGUCGCCGACUAGCAGAGGUACUCCUUACAAAGACUGGGCAACUACAGGUACGACAGUCGCUUUCGCAAUAGUUUAUUACUUCCGUUCUAGUUAUUAGUUGAAGACCUGCAGGUUCAGUUCACUUCAUUGUCCUAUUUUUAUUGUUUGCAGUCAAGGAGGCCAAAGCGCGACAAAUUCCAAUCGGUCUGCCACAGAACUUGAAGAACUACUUCGAAAAUGCCUUACGAAAGCCUCCGAUCUCAAACAUCUUUGGGUAA